AUGCCCGCUUCAGACCAGCUUAGACUGCCCUCUGAUCAAAAACCAUUUGCUGCAAAUAAUGAAUCAGCUGGCUCCUGCCCCUAUGCUUACAGCUCAGUUCACACCAGCAACUUGCCAGAUCGACAACUACUGAUAGAGCAGAGCAGUAAAACAGGCCAACAANUCAGUUCACACCAGCAACUUGCCAGAUCGACAACUACUGAUAGAGCAGAGUAG
Ilex paraguariensis (yerba mate) is the source of this 216-nucleotide messenger RNA. Lineage: Eukaryota; Viridiplantae; Streptophyta; Magnoliopsida; Aquifoliales; Aquifoliaceae. The record is from the annotation of a GenBank genome assembly.